Fukomys damarensis (Damara mole-rat) is the source of this 4838-nucleotide messenger RNA. Its product is annotated as zinc finger protein 778. Lineage: Eukaryota; Metazoa; Chordata; Mammalia; Rodentia; Bathyergidae. Gene Ontology annotation, biological process: negative regulation of transcription by RNA polymerase II. Gene Ontology annotation, molecular function: DNA-binding transcription repressor activity, RNA polymerase II-specific. The record is from RefSeq and is a predicted model, not a curated record.
AAGCCUCCAAAGCAGCCUUUGUCUAAAGAAAAAUAUUUUCGCGAGAGUAAAAUCAUUUUCCGCCCCUCAAGUCACGCCGACGACGUCCCCGGCGUCCCGCCGCCCCAUGGACCUGGCGGCGGCGGCGCGUUCAGGAGCUCAUCUUUCUAGACACCCAGUCUUCCUUCUUGAAGAAAAGAUAAAGGAAGAAAAGAUAGUGGGUGACGGCCUGACAAACUGCUAUCAGGACUCGGUGACCUUCGAGGAUGUGGCCUUGGACUUCACCCAGGAGGAGUGGGUUUUACUGGACCAAAGUCACAGAGACCUCUACAGAGAGGUGAUGUUGGAGAACUACGAGAACCUGGCCUCCAUGGGAUGUGAGCUCGUCAAACCCAGUCUGAUCUCCUGGUUGGAAAACAAAAAGGAUUGGAGGACAGGGCAGAGAGGAGAUCCCCGAGAAUGGGAAAUGCAACUUAGCACCAAAGAGUCAACAUUUCAGCAGGGUAUUUUGACAGAACAAACUUCUAGUGGGAUACUAAUGGCAGGAAUGCACAGCAACUAUAAACAUUGUGUAGAAAUCUUCAGUGAACAUUCCUAUUUCAAGACACACAUGAAAACUCUACAUCCAAGGAACACUUGUGACUCGGAUAAGGAUAGAAAACCCUUUCCUACCCUGAAGAUGAAAACUUCUACUGGACAGAAAUGUUCUGUGUUGAAUGAAUGUGAAACAGCCUUUAGCCCAACUCCAAAUGUUGCUUACCAGACAGUGAGCAUGCAGGACAGAUCUUUGGGAUGCAGUGACUCUCCCUUCCUUAGUAAGUCUUACUUUCAGACACACGUAAGAAAUAACAGUGGGGAGAAGCUCUAUGAAUUAAAGGUAUUUUCAAGAGAUUUUCUUUAUUCCACAAGUGAGGCUGUGCCUUUUCAAAUGUAUACCAUCAAAGCCUAUGAAUGUAAGGUUUGUGGGAAGGUCUUUGGAUACUCCUCAAACCUUAAUAGCCACAUGCGGACUCACACUGGGGAGAAACCCUAUGAGUGUAAGGUUUGCGGGAAGGUCUUUGGAUACUCCUCAAACCUUAAUAGCCACAUGCGAACCCACACGGGUGAGAAACUCUACGAAUGUAAGGAGUGCAAGAAGUCUUUCACUACUUCUUCAAGCCUCACAGAACAUUUUAGAAUUCACACUGGAGAGAAACCCUAUAAAUGUAAGGACUGUGGGAAAGCCUUCACUAAGCGCUCAGGCCUUGCUACCCACGUACAAACACACUCUGCCGAGAAGCCCUAUAUAUGCAAGGCCUGUGGCAAAUCCUUCAGCGUUUCUUCAAACCUAACUGAACACUUCAGAAUUCAUACAGGAGAGAAACCCUACCAGUGUGAGGAAUGUGGGAAAGCCUUCCACGCUGCGUCCUACCUUCGCAAACACGGAAGGAUUCACACGGGAGAGAAGACCUAUGAAUGUGAGGAGUGUGGGAAAGCCUUCCACACUUCCUCCAAUCUUCGGAAACACGUAAGAACUCACAGUGGAGAGAAACCGUAUCAGUGUAGGGAAUGUGGGAAAGCCUACAAAAGGUGCUACCGGCUGACUGAGCACUUGAAAACUCACACGGUGGAGAAGCCCUUUGAGUGUAAGUUAUGUGGAAAAUUCUUUAGCAGUUCUGCCUGCCGGAAUAAGCACAUUCGAAUUCACACAGGCAUCAAACCCUAUAAGUGUAAGUACUGUGGGAAGGACUUCACUGUCUCUUCAAGUCUGACCGAACACACACGAACUCACACCGGAGAGCGGCCCUACGAGUGCAAGGAGUGCGGGAAAUCCUUCACAACCUCCUCGUGUCUGAUUGUUCACAUAAGAACUCACACAGGCGAGAAGCCCUACCAGUGCAAGGAGUGUGGGAAAGCCUACAAAAGGUGUUAUCUGCUGACUGAACAUGUGAAAACGCACACGGGGGAAAAGCCCUUUGAAUGUAACGUAUGCGGAAAAUUCUUUCGAAAUUCCUCAUGCCUUAAUAAGCAUAUUCGUAUCCAUACUGGAAUAAAACCCUAUAAAUGUCAGUACUGUGGGAAAGCCUUCUCCACUUCCUCAAGCCUGGCUGAACACAUCAGAACUCACACGGGCGAGAAGCCCUACGAAUGCAGCGCGUGUGGGAAAACCUUCACAACAUCCUCAAACCGAUACCACCAUGCAAGAACUCAUGCUAGGGAGAAGCCCCAUAAUAUCAGGAAUGUGGGAAAGCCUACAGUAGGUUCUACCUACUAAGUGAUCGUUUCAUGACUCACACUGAACAAAAACCCUUUAGGAAUUCCUCACGUUAAUUGUCACACUGGUGGAAACAUUAACGUAAGGAUUGAGGAGCAGACUUUUUGGCAGUUAAUUUGAAGGACACUGAAAUCUCUAUUCUCAAGAUCCUCUGUGAGUUAAGAAAUACGUGAGGCUGUUGGAAGCUGACCACAAGCAGCACUGUAAGGACUCACCUUUGCCCGGCAUGGUGGUGCACGCCUGUAACCCCGGCACUUGGGAAGCUGAAGCAGGAGGAUCGCUGAGAGUUUGGGGCUGUCCUGGGCUAGGAGCUAAAGGCCAGCCUGAACUACAUAGUGAGACCCUGCCUCACAAAACAAGAAAGAACUCGUCCUGGAGCAAUAUGCUGUAACAUACGAACAAUCCUCAGUGUUUCCUGGGGACAGUAUAUGUAUAAGGUCUUGCAGUAGAGUCAGUUCAUGUACAAGAUGUUGAAAAGUUGUAUUUCUGCCAAAUUCUUUGAUCUUCUCUUGUGAUAUCACAGUGGAGAACAACUUUUUUUUUUAAUAUAAGGAAGGUUACAGAGUCAUUUUGUAUUUUUAUUAGAGUACUACAGUUUGAACUAAGGACCUUAUGCAUGUAAGCUACUACUGAGCUACAUGCCAAGACCUUUUUAUUUUGAGAUAGGGUCUCUUCAGUUGCCCAGGCCGGCCUCAAACUUGGGAUUCUUCGGCCUCAGCCUCAUAUAGCUGGGAGCCAGCGACAAAGUUGUUUUCUAUGUGUCAUUAUUCCACAAACUCCUAAACAUGGAGGUCUACAGUGAAGACAGUGUUCCCAGUGCAGGAAUAGCAUCCCCGUGUCCUGAAAUCUCGGAUGCUGACAGAGAUAUGGCCUCCUGGGUGGUUUAUUUUAAACACUUGUGAUCCUCUCCUGAUUAUUCCUGGACUGAUAAAUCAGUCCUGUGUAGCAGGAAUACUCAACUCAAGUUGCAACACUUUAUAGGCUGCACCUAGUCAAGACUGCUAUUAAGGACAUGAAUUUAUCUUGUCUUUCUACACAUACCACUGAGGUACACCCCCAACUCCUGUUUUACCAAUGCAGAUUCCAUGGAUAGUGUGUCACAGUCUUAAAAGAGAAUUCACCUACAUAAGCUCACAGCAGCCAACCUUUGGAUUUAAUUCAGUUAUCAAGUUUAUUACAUUGUCUUUGCUCCUGCUUUACAUCUGAUCCUUUCAGGUUAAAGAUCAGGGUGCUAAGAGCCAGGGAUUUAGCUCAGUGCUGCCAGCACCUGCCUUGCAAGUGCAAGGUCCUGAGUUCAUCCCCAGUACCAAAAAAAAAAAAGUGCUAAGAGAAGUAAAUGGGGAAAAGAAUGAGUGAAUAGCAGGUGGUGUGAGAGACCUUAACUUCAUGGCCAUAGAGGGGGACAGCCGUACUCUUUACACCUAAGAAUGGGGAUUCUUAGAACAUUGGGGAGUACAAGAAGGGAGUGAAGGUCUUACAUUUUCUUUUUCUCUCUAGAUUCUCAGAUUGGUAAAACAAUCUUGGGUCAAGCAGCAGCUCCAAACAACAGUAAUACCUUCCUCUGAUAGGCGUUUCCAUGUAAUAACAAAAACUAUGAGCCAGGUGUGAUGGCACAUGCCUGUAAUCCUCCGGCUGAGGCAGGACGACGGCUGUGAGUUCAAGCCCAGCCUGAGCUACAUCAUUCAAAGCCAACCCAAACUACGUAGGAACACUCUUUCAAAAAAAAAAAAUCUACAAACACCCUGGUUGUCAUGUUCCCUAGAAACCAUCACGGCACUUUGCAAGUGUGGCCUUUGGGUACAGACAUCCCCAGCACAACCGGAUUUGUGUCUGUGGUCAAAAUGCAUGUAUGACUGAGCAACCUUGGGUUAUGUUGAGAUGGCCGUAAGGGUCAUAGCUGCUUGAUGGCUCUUUAGCCAGCUAGUGUGCUUAUUCCACAAUAAGGCAAACGCUAAGUCUUGAGCGGGAGAGACCCGUGCACCUCUGUGUAGCACACGUUUGCAAUGAGGAGUAAAUGAUGGAGUGGCUCUUCUGCAGGGUGACUGCUGUUUAGACCGUGUGUUACCUGCCACCUUUCUGUGUGGGCAGUGACACCAAAACUCACCACAUCAGUCCCGAGUCCCUGGUUGUGGGUUGUUACUGCUCAUACAUUAGCCUUAACUGCCACCCUGUUGGUCUGAUAAAAAAAUAUGUCUCACGGGGAACUCCUUCAGAGCUUCCCGAGUACAAGCAGGUGUGGGUCAUGGGUGAGGUAUGUACCGCAGGUCGCUUACCCUUGACCUUGAACUCCUGCCGACAGCCUGGUGUCACAGCCCUUGUAUUCCCCUGCCUGAGAAGCUCACGGCUGAUGCAGACAUCCUCCAACUCUGAGCUCUUGCCUUUGGAGAGGACUUUCCUCUCUUCACUGAAGAUUAGUUCAUCAAGUUUUUAAGAACCUCCACUACAGCAAUGUCCAUGGACCAGUGCUCUUUAGGCACAAAAUGUGCACAGAAGCGUUGUUUUGGUAUUGGGGGUUGAGUGUGUGCUUGAGCUUGUUACUGGUCUGCUCAUGUCUUAGUUACUUUUGCAUUGCUGAGACAAAAGGAGGAGGAAAGGCUUACUUGCU